CACAACCACACACAGUUCUCGCAAGAAGCUCAAUCCGAUCACUCCAGUAGUUCCCCCCAUCAGUCAAUACAGACCAAACUCUUUCAAAAUGUUCAAGUUGGUGGUAUUGUCUGCUCUCCUCGCCGUAGCUGCUGCCCGUCCCGGUCACCUGCUGGAGUCCUCCCCCGUGGUGUACGCCGCCCCGGCCACCACAACCAUCGUGCAGGAGCCCUACCUGGCCAAGGUUGGUGCCGUGGUAAAGAGCAUUCCCACCUCCGUCUCCCACCAGAGCCAGUCGGUGGUGCACAGCUCUGCCCACGUCGUCCAGGAUGUUGUCGCUCCCGUGGUCAAGACCUAUGCCGCUCCCGUUGUCUACCAGACGACCUACGCCGCUGCCGCCCCUGUGGUGCACACCAGCUACGCGGCUGCUGCUCCCGUUGUGGCCAGCCACUACUCUGCAGUGGCCGCCUCCUCGCCGCUGACCUACACCGCCACUGGUGUGUGGCGAAUCACACUCCAAGUCCAUCUCUUCUGCACCACAGACACAAGUCCCCAAAGAAGCCACUCCAAAAUGUUCAAAUUGUUCGUUCUCGCUGCUCUGCUGGCCGUUGCCGCCGCCAAGCCGGGCAAUCUGGCUGCCGCUCCCCUCGUCUACAGCGCCCCAGCCACGACCAUCGUCCAGGAGUCGUCGCUGGCCAAGGUCGGAGCCGUGGUGAAGAGCGUGCCCACCGCCGUCUCCCACCAGAGCCUCACCCAGGUGCACAGCACCCCGGUGGUGGAGGAUGUGGUGGCCCCAGUCGUGCGGACCACCGCCGUCCACUCCGCUCCCCUUGUGGCUGCCGCGCCCAUCGUCAAGACUGUGGCUGCUCCCGUCGCCUACUCCGCACCGCUGACAUACUCCGCACCUGUGGCCUACUCCUCUCCUCUGGCCUACGCCCAUCCCGUGGCCUACUCCUCCCCCCUGGCCUAUGCCGCUGCGCCCGUCCAGUACCACGCUCCCCUCACCUACGCCGCCCACGCCUGGUAAAAGGUGCGAAAGAACGAAAGAACGAAAGAACGAAAGAUUUUGAACAGUUCCUUGUUGCUGACUUGUGUCUCCCUCGAAAGAAAUAAACAAAUCAAUUCCAA
Drosophila guanche is the source of this 1107-nucleotide messenger RNA. Its product is annotated as cuticle protein 38. Lineage: Eukaryota; Metazoa; Arthropoda; Insecta; Diptera; Drosophilidae. The record is from RefSeq and is a predicted model, not a curated record. Bases 89 to 1006 code for a protein of 305 amino acids. The transcript has 3 exons.